This is a messenger RNA of Sparassis crispa, 2022 nucleotides long. RefSeq names its product tRNA-dihydrouridine(47) synthase [NAD(P)(+)]. The coding region runs from base 1 to 2022 and encodes 673 amino acids. The transcript has 13 exons. Gene Ontology annotation, biological process: tRNA processing. Lineage: Eukaryota; Fungi; Basidiomycota; Agaricomycetes; Polyporales; Sparassidaceae. Gene Ontology annotation, molecular function: flavin adenine dinucleotide binding; metal ion binding; tRNA dihydrouridine synthase activity. The record is from RefSeq and is a predicted model, not a curated record.
AUGUCCAGCUCGUUGUUACCAGGUACAGCUCCGAUCAAACCAGAAUUCUUCGUGUCCGUCGUUACGCGUGAUGUGCCUGAUGAUGAUGCUGCAGAAGGAAGUUCAAGUCACGUAAAAGGACGCCAGGACGCCGCUGGAACCGAGCAAAACCAAGGAGAAGAGGGGAAGAAGUUCUCCGGCGCACAGCGGAGAAAGCUCUCGAAGGAGGAGAGGAAAAACAAGCGCGGUGCGAACAAGGGCAGGCGAUUCCAAAAGGUGCGGGACGAGGUGGAGCUCUGCUGGAGGGUUGCAAACGGGAAGGCUUGCGAGUUCGGUUCGGAAUGUCGGUUCAGUCACGACGUAUGUGCUUACUUAGCGGCAAAGCCAAGAGACAUCCACUUUCCGUCCACAGAAGAUCUUACAUGUUCUCCGCCAUUCGUGAAACUAGUGCCUGACGAGGAGAUGAUCGACGGAGAGAAUGAAUCCACAGGUUUCUCCACAAAGUGUCCUGUGUUUUGGAGGUUAGGGGAGUGCAAACAUGGCUUCAAAUGCCGCUUCCUCAGUGGUCACGUCCGAAAAGGCAAAAAUGCGGCUCUCGAGCUCGUCACUGACGAAGAGAAGAAAGCUCACACAGCGGUCACGGACAUUGAAUUGAAUUUUAUAGAUCCUGGUACGCUGAAACUGAUCCGUACAAAGAAGUAUCCUCGCCCUAUCUCCGACGUCUACUUGAAAGAGCUGCAAGCAUCACGGGGUGAAGAGAAGGGAGAAAAGGACUUGAAGCCGUCGGAACCAGCUAUCGAGCCUCUUCCCGAAUCACAGCCAGCGAAGCAGACUCCAUCCUCUGCUACAGCAAAUGAAACAGCCGACCACGAGACGGCGGCACAAGUCGACACGCCGGACGUACCGAUGCGCUUCGCAGAGAAAAGAAGAUUGCACUGGACAGGCAAGACAUAUCUUGCUCCUCUCACAACCGUUGGAAACUUGCCGUUCCGACGCCUAUGUGUGGAUUAUGGUGCCGACAUCACCUGCGGAGAAAUGGGACUUGCAAUGUCAUUCCUGCAAGGGUCCAAGGAAGAAUGGUCCCUUGUCAGGCGCCACUCCUCGGAAUCCAUAUUCGGAGUGCAGCUUGCGGGCAGUAAACCUUCACUACUCGUCCCCGCGGCGGAGACUAUCGGUAAGGAGUGUGAAGGCAAUCUCGACUUCGUCGAUAUCAACUGCGGUUGUCCUAUUGAUCUCGUCUACAAGACAGGGAGUGGAUCCGCUUUGCUGGACGCGGCAGGAAAAUUAGGGAAAAUUAUUGUCGGCAUGAACAAGGCACUAGGUGACAUCCCGGUGACCGUGAAGCUUCGUACUGGCGUAAAGGACGGACGCAACACGGCACACAAGCUCAUGCCACGUCUCGCUCCAGAGUGGAAUGUAGCUGCUAUUACUCUUCAUGGCCGCACCCGGCAGCAGAGAUAUACGAAGCUCGCCGACUGGGACUACGUCAAGCAAUGCGUGGAUGCCGUGAGGGCCCGAGAAGCAGAAGAGGGCCUGGCACCUGUACCGAUUUUCGGUGGCGGGGACUGCUUCUCCUCCGAAGACUACUGGGCGAAGAUGAACAACAGCGGCGUCGAUGGUAUCAUGAUAGGCCGGGGCGCUCUCAUCAAGCCGUGGAUAUUCACGGAGGUGAAGGAGCAUAGAGAAUGGGACAUUAGCUCUCGAGAACGCUUGGAGCUGAUCCGAAAGUAUGCAGAAUACGGCUUGAAUCAUUUUGGUUCGGACACCGCUGGGGUGAACACCACACGUCGGUACCUAUGCGAAGCCUUAUCUUUCCAGUACCGAUAUAUACCUAUUGGACUGCUGGAGCAUCUUCCAGGUCACAUCAAUGAUCGUGCUCCGGCUUUCCAUGGACGGGAUGAGUUAGAAACUUUACUAGCUAGUGACAACAGCCGUGAUUGGGUCAAGAUUUCUGAGAUGUUCCUUGGUCCAGCUCCCGAAUCCUGGACGUUCACACCGAAACACAAAAGCAAUGCGUACGGGAGUGAAGAGAGUCAAGGGUGA